Messenger RNA from Prunus armeniaca (apricot), 1434 nucleotides. NCBI's taxonomy places the organism in Eukaryota, Viridiplantae, Streptophyta, Magnoliopsida, Rosales, Rosaceae. The record is from the annotation of a GenBank genome assembly.
AUGGGAUGCCUUUGUAGCUUCAAGAUUAGGGAGAAACUUGAGUACAAUCAUCGAUUGUCUCGAAAAGGAUAUGCUGGUUUGGAGGAUCAAUUGGAGGAAACCAUGCCUGGGGUAGAAAUUGAUCGAUCUACCUUAUGGAAGAAAGCUAGACAGGACAAACAUGGUAACAUCCCGGAUCCAAAGGUGGCAAAGAAAGCAAAAUUAAUUGAUGAAUUGCAAAAACAAGUGGCUGAAGGCAGUCUUAGUGUAUCUGGCAGUAAUGAUGUGUUGACCUUGGCUUUGGGUCCCGAGCAUCCAGGGAGAGUAAGAGGGGUAGGUCCUAGGAUUUCCCCUAGGCAAUUCUUCAAUUUACCUAGACAACAUAGGGUAAAGUUUGCCGAUCAAUUGAAGGAAAGUGUAAGAAUUGUCGUUCAAGAAGUGACUAAGAAGAUGGAAGCUAGAUCAAGGGAAGAGACUUUAAGGAUGGAGGCUAGAACCAAGCAAUUGGUAGAGGCUGAGAGGGAACAUUUACUAAGUCAGCUUUCCCAACUCAUCCCCAAUUUUGAUCCAAGCAUGCUUAAACCGAAAACUAGCCCCUGUGAAAACCAAGGUGUAGAGCAAAGUCCCAAAAAUCCAAUGUCUGACAAAGCAAGCUGUUCUGGGGCUGAUGUAAGAUCCCUACAUUUAGAGGAUGAUACUGCCAAAAAUGGGGAACAGCAGGAAGAAACGAAAAAAGAUGAAGACAAAAAUGAUGAAGAGAAGAAAGAAGAAAAACAAGAUGAAGAAAAGCAUGACGAAGAGGGUAAUGAAGUAGUUGAUUAUUCAAAUCUGGAGGUGCCAUCUUCCUUACAAUCCCUUUGUCAUUAUGUGGAAACGACACUAAAGCCUCAGGAGAAGAUCAUGACCUUCACAAUUGAGAAGGAGGUGUUUGGUGCAUAUCGCAGUACCUUCAUCUUGCCUGAAGAUAUUACACAGUUUUCAGGCAUGGAAGAAAUUGGGGCUACUGUGGUUGCAGUAUAUAUGAGUCGACUUCAGAAAACAGAUGGUGAACAGAUUUUCAUGAUGCCUUACAAUCUAGGCCGUCAUUGGGUCUUGCUGAUUGUGAGAGCAAAGAGGGAAACCGUCUAUUUUCUGGAUCCUCUGCCUGGAAAUCGUGUGGUUGAUGAGGAGGGCAAAAACAUUGUGAACAGUGCUUUAAAAAUUUAUAAUUCCCACAUAGGCAGACCAGGCCGUAAAGCACCAAUUUGGAAAACUCUGCCAGGCACACCAAAGCAACCCAGCAGUGUCGAAUGCGGGUAUUAUGUGAUGCGCUUCAUGAGGGACAUCAUCAUGGAUCCUUCCUUGGAGUUUGAGAAGAAGUUUGCCAAGGGAAAAGAGCAAGCGCCAUACCCCCAAGAAGCCAUUGAUGAAGUUCGGAAUGAAUGGGCAGAUCUUGUUUGCCUUCAUAUGGAAUAG